Ficedula albicollis (Collared flycatcher) is the source of this 1922-nucleotide messenger RNA. It is a transcript of the gene PRICKLE4, whose product is annotated as prickle planar cell polarity protein 4. Bases 29 to 1576 code for a protein of 515 amino acids. Gene Ontology annotation, molecular function: zinc ion binding. Lineage: Eukaryota; Metazoa; Chordata; Aves; Passeriformes; Muscicapidae. The record is from RefSeq and is a predicted model, not a curated record. The transcript is spliced from 8 exons.
GGCCCGGAGCGCCGGGAAAGGACAGCUCAUGUCCCUGCCCAGCCCUGCGUGGCCCCAGCGGGACCAGCCCUCCCCGUGUGGCACCGGCACCGCUCUGCCCCCGGCCUCGUCUGACAGCGACUCGGGCUGUGCCCUGGAAGAGUAUCCAGAACCUCCCGCGGACCCCGAGGUCCCGCCGUGUUUCGGGUCUGGCUCGCCUCAGCCUGGCUCUGCCCCUGACAGGACCCGGCUCCGCGCCAGAGCCCUGCUGCAGCAGCUGCCUCCUCAGGACUGCGAUGAGCGGUACUGCCCCGAGCUCGCCGAGGAGGAGCGGCGGCAGCUCCGAGCCUUCAGCGCCCGCCGCAGGCAGGAGGCUCUGGGACAGGGCCUGGCCUGUCCCGUGCCAGGUCCCUGCCACGGCUGUCCCUGCAGGAAGUGCGGCCGGAGGCUGAACAAAGGGGACCCGGGGAUUUCAGCGUCUCGCCUGGGGGACCAGUUCUGGCACCCGUCCUGCUUCUCCUGCCACUUGUGCCAGCAGCAGCUGGUGGAUCUCAUCUACUUCCAGCAGGAUGGGAGGAUCUACUGCGGCCGGCACCACGCCGAGCUCUUCCGACCCCGCUGCGCCUCCUGCGACCAGCUGAUCUUCAUGGAGGAGUGCAUCGAGGCCGAGGGGCGGCGCUGGCACCUGGAGCACUUCUGCUGCCUGGAGUGCGAGGAGCCGCUGCGGGGGCAGCGCUACGUGAUGCGGAGCGGCCGGCCCUGCUGCCGCCGCUGCUUCGAGAGCCUCUUCGCCGAGCCCUGCCAGGCCUGCGGGGACCCCAUCGGCGCUGACAGCGAGCAGGUCACACUCCAGGGGCUGCACUGGCACGCCCGAGCCUCCUGCUUGUGCUGCAGCCGCCGCCGCCGGGACGCCCGAGCCUCCUGCUUGUGCUGCAGCCGCUGCCGCCGGGCGCUGCGGGACCAGCCGCUCACCUGCCGCCGCGGCCGCCUCUUCUGCUCCGACACCUGCGGCCAGGACGCCGCUUCCUCCACCUCCUCCGACUCCUCCGACUCGGCUUUUGCCUCUGCUCCAUCCCCCGACUCCACGCCGCUGUCCCCAGCCAGCAGGGGCUCGGGGACAGGGGGCUGCAGGCAGCGCGGGGAAGGGGCUGAGGCGUUUUUGGAGCAGCCCUCAGUGCACCCUGCCUUCAGGAGCCCCGAGGAUCUCGGAGCAGCCGCGCGGGAGAGGAGCAGCGACGCUGCCAAGGAGCACCCAGGGGUGCUGGGACCCCCAGCCUCAGCCCCCCAGCCCAGCCCAGAGCACCCCAACCAGCCUGGAGCCUCGGGCCACCCGCUUUUGGGGGGUCCUGACCCCCGAACAGGCAAUGGAAACCCACAGCUGGGCACGUGCCCUCCCGGACACAGCCCCCGGGCAGAGGAUGGCACGGAGGAGGACGACUCCUGGUGUCCCACCUGCUCCUCAUCUUCGGACUCGGACUCGGAGGAGGAGGGUUUCUUUUUUGGGAAGCCCAUCCCCAAGCCUGGGAUGAAUUCCCUGGGCAGGGAGCCCCAAGGGAGGGGCAGGGGCAGGACGGCCAAGCACUGCAGUGUGUCCUAACAGCGGGGCUGAGUGGCACUGCCAGGUCCUGCCAGGUCCUGCCAGGGCUUCAACACGUUCCAAGUGCGUCCUGGACGCGGCCCAAGGCGGGUGGGAGAAGCUGCUGGGAUCCCUCCCCCCCGGCAGAGCAGAGCCUGCAGUUCCUGCAGCUUCUGCUGCAAUUAGGAACAGGUAAAGCAGGAAGGGAGCCUGGGCCUCCAGCGCCUCCAACAAGGCAGGGAGCAGCCAGAGCUCCAGACAAGGGCAGCUGCCUGCAUCACCCCUCUGGGACCCUUCCCUGGGCUCCUCUGUGCCCCUCUGCCACCUGCUCUCCAUCCCUGGUGGCACCGUGUCCUGCUGCCACCAC